This is a messenger RNA of Geosmithia morbida, 2934 nucleotides long. Its product is annotated as Fungal specific transcription factor domain. Gene Ontology annotation, molecular function: zinc ion binding; RNA polymerase II cis-regulatory region sequence-specific DNA binding; DNA-binding transcription factor activity, RNA polymerase II-specific. Gene Ontology annotation, biological process: DNA-templated transcription; regulation of transcription by RNA polymerase II. Gene Ontology annotation, cellular component: chromatin. NCBI's taxonomy places the organism in Eukaryota, Fungi, Ascomycota, Sordariomycetes, Hypocreales, Bionectriaceae. The record is from RefSeq and is a predicted model, not a curated record. The coding region runs from base 1 to 2934 and encodes 977 amino acids. The transcript has 3 exons.
AUGGAGGUCCCUCAAUCGUCGUCUUCUGGAGGCUCUGAUAGAGCAUCGCAGGAUGGAUCGACUGCAUCGACUGCCCAUCACUGCCCUCAUCCAGGCUGUGGAAAGAAAUUCACCCGUGCCGAGCAUCUCCAGCGUCAUGCCCUCAACCAUACGCCAGGGGGGUUAGCAUGCUCCGUCUGUAGCGCCAGCUUCAAGCGUCCUGACCUCUUGAAGAGGCAUAUGGACCGCCAUCGGCAAAAGGAUCUCGAGGCUGGAGGUCUUGGAUUUGGCGUUCUCGACACAAGAAAAAGAGCCUGGAAAGCCCCUGACGGGUCCAUCGUCGACAAGCGCCCGUGUCGGAACUCUGAGGGAAACAAUCGCUCUUCAUCUACCGGGCGCCCCCAACGGAGGUAUCAAGAGCCUUCACCAGACGCAGAAUCUUCACAGGACGCUUCAUCGCCGUCCCCAUCUCUUUCUCAACAGGCGGUACAUACGGGGCUGGAACAUACCCAGCCGCAGCCCCCUGUGCUCUCUCGUAACCAGCCGCAGCAGAAGCUUGCGGCGGCUGAAAAUCUCGACGCGAGUCUUGGCUUGCCUGUCUCGGCGGGCGGCUCGUAUAAUCCGUAUAUCGGCUUCACAGACACCUCUCAGCAAGGAGAUACCGUCCUUGGUCCCUUUGUCGACUCCUGGUUCGAUCAGUGCCAACCGACUCUGGCGGACCUCAACAUCUACGGCGACUACGAGCAGAUAUUCCAGCCAGACACUGCCAGCUCGUUUAACAUGCCUUAUACGACUGCCGUGGAUUACAACUGGCUAUUCAACGCAAACGCUCUACCCAGACAGUUCAAUCAAGAUAUCCACGUCACCAGCGCCGAGGAGCAGACAAUUGGCAUUCAGGAACCGCAGCAACGGCCACAGCAUCCCAUAUAUGCCCUCUCCCCCGAAUCGAUGGGCAGAACUGGGCCGUGUUCCGAUAUGAGUAGUGAUCGCCGCCACAGUACAGUGGAGGCCGAGAUGCGCCCUGACAGCAUUUCUCAAGUUACUCCCGGCGCCCAAGAACCGCAGAAGAGCACUCAGAUCCCAGUCUCAAGCCCAUCUCCACAAGUUGGAGCACGCCGCCCGGGUGCGCGUUGGCCACUCAAAUACCAACCACUACCGGUCGAAAUGGAGCGGCCCCUUUCCACCAUACAGGAUAACAUCCCGCUACCCCGUCUCAACGACAGUAUCAGAGGUUCUCUCCUGUCUAUCAUAGAGGUCGCGAAUCCUCACCUUCCCGACCCGAGGGUCCCUCUGAGGGAGGACCCCAAUCUUACAACCGAAUCUCUCCAAACAUGGCUGGACCUCUACUUCACACGCUUCAACACAAUGUAUCCGCUCAUUCACCUCGCCACUUUCAACCCUGAGACUGCUGAGCCGCUUCUCCUCUUAUCUCUCCUCCUUCUGGGGGCAACAUACUCCCACAAGGAUGCACAUCAACUUGCUGUCUGUAUCCAUGAUGUUAUCCGCUCAAGGAUAUUCUCCCACGCCGGUUUCAGUCCUCAGCCCCCGCUGUGGACGCUCCAGACCAUACUCCUUGUAGAGUGUUUCGGGAAGUCCAGAGCCGGGCAGAAGCAGCACGACAUGAGCCACCUCUUUCACGGACUCUUGAUCAACCUCAUUCGGAGGUCCGACUGUCAAUCCAUUAAACCUCCACCCCCACCGUCGCACCCAGUGGAUAAUGCGACGCUUCAGACCGCAUGGGAACAUUGGGCCAUAGCAGAGCAGAAAAAAAGGCUCGCCCUUCUCUGCUUCAUGUGGGACACCCAACACGCCGUCCUCUUCUGCCAAAGCCUGUGCAUGUCUGCGUUUGAGCUGCGGCUCGACAUGCCCUCAGCUCAGACGGUGUGGGAGGCACCGAACCCAGCGGCAUGGGCCUCGGCAUGGAGAGCGGUCAUGGCAAAGAGCCAAAAUGUCUCCUUCUUGGCAGCUCUCAAGUCAUACCUGGCUCCCUCGGUCCCACGCCCGGUGGCGCUCACUUCCCUAUCGAGGGUGCUCAUCCUACACGGUAUAAUGGCUACAUACUGGGAUAUGAACCGGCGUGACCAGACAUCGCUUGGAGUUGUCGAAGGCCGAAACGGGGGCUCUUCUUGGAGAAGAUUGAUCUCGUCGGCAUACGAUCUCUGGAAGGCGGACUUCGACGCUUACUGCGCUGCCACUCUAGCCCGUUAUCAGAGCGGGCACUCCAUGACGCCACACAACGACAGCUACCAAGCCGAGAUCAAUUCUUUUGGCGCAGCUUACAGGGCCCUCUAUCACUCGGCUCAGAUCAUACUCAACAUGGACUUUCUCGAUGUCCAGAUCUACGCCGGUGCUCGGAAUAUCCUCGGCCGCCCCGUACAGCAGAGGGAUUACAUCCACUCGGCCAAUGUUGUGAAAAGAUGGGCGACAUCGGAGGAUCGAGCUCGAAGAGAGGGCUCGCAUGCCAACAGCCCCGCCUCGGAUGUUCAGGAUGCGUCUGCCCCGACUGGCAGGGCCGAGCAGAGUCCGAGCCUUGCGGCAUUCCAUGCUGCGCGCAUGCUGCACAACGACCUGUCCAGCCUGACAGAGUCGGACGCCAUGGCCAUGUUCCACGUCCCGUGGUGCCUGUACAUCGUUACCCUGACGUGUUGGGCAUAUAACCAUGUGCGCCCGACGCGUCCACAGAAGCUGUCGCCGGGUGAAGGUGCUGAUUCUGACGAUUCCGACGAGAUCAUAUGGGAUCCCAGGGGCGGGAUGCAGAGUCUAGUGGCAGAGAUGGCGGGGCAGCCUGAGCAGAGGGGGUUCAAGGAUAAGAAGAGGACCAGUGGUCUCGUGUGGACCAUGGCGGAGAUCUUGACAAAGGUCAGAUGGGGGAUCGUCCAUGCCGGCGUGGUUGUACUGAAGGGACUGGUUCCUCAACGCCUGAUUAAUCAGUAUGAAGAGCCGUCGGAUUGGUGA